GGGCUCUCUGCCAGUGCAGGCAAAGCUCAGACUCUCUGCCAGGGAGCACAGAGGCAGGCAGGCAGCCAGUCCUGUGCCAUGGCUAAGCCAUCCCGAGCUGCCGAGGAGCCUGUGCCCUGUGGCAAGCUGUAACGUGGACACCCAGGCAGACAGACAAGACAGCCCCAGGUGGGGAGGGACAGCCAGCUCUCCUCCCCAGGAUGCCGUUUGGCUGCAUUGGACUACGGGAUGAAAAGAGCUACAACAGCCUCUCCGAUAUCACUGACAAGUAUGAAAUCGGGCAACUGCUGCGGGCGAAAGAGUUCUGCGAGAUCUGUGUGGCCCGCGAACGCCAGACGGACAGGCUGUACAUCUGCAAGAAGUUUCUCAAGAAAGAUGGGCGCAAGGUGCGAAGGGCAGCCAAGAAUGAAAUCCUCAUCCUGAAGCUGGUGAGUCACCCCAAUAUCCUGCAACUGAUAGACACGUUUGAGACAAGAAAGGAAUUUUACAUCAUCCAAGAGCUGGCUACUGGUGGAGAUGUUUUCGACUGGAUCCUCGAUCAGGGUUACUACACAGAGAAAGAUGCCAGCAAUGUCAUCCGGCAGGUGUUGGAGGCAUUAGCUUACCUGCAUAACCUGCACAUUGUUCACCGCAACCUCAAGCUGGAAAAUCUCAUGUAUUACAACCAGAACAACCGCUCCAAGGUGGUGUUGCGGGAUUUUUAUCUUUCACGUUUUGAGAACGGUGCCAUUACCGAACCCUGCGGGACCCCUGAAUAUUUGGCUCCUGAGGUGGUUGCACGGCAGCGCUAUGGGCGUCCUGUCGAUUGCUGGGCUGUUGGAGUUAUCAUGUUUAUUCUCCUGUCUGGGAAUCCACCUUUCUAUGACGAUGCAGAUGAUGACAACAGUGACAGUCACAACCGCCGCAUCUUCCGUAAAAUCCUGGCUGGGGAUUAUGACUUUGACUCCCCCUAUUGGGAUGAAAUCUCUCCUGCUGCCAAAAAGCUGGUGUCACGGCUUAUGGAAGUUGAUCAGGACCAACGGAUCACAGCUCAAGAGGCUUUAGGACACAUCUGGAUAUCUGGAAACAUUGCUUCUGAAAAGAACCUCAAGGAAGGGGUCUGCGCCCAGAUUGAGAAGAAUUUCGCCAAGGCCAAGUGGAGGAAAGCCAUCCGGGUCACUACUUUCAUGCAACGUCUCCGAGCCACGGAUGUUAGCGGCCGCCUCCCUGUCACUCCCCGCUCCUCCAUGAGUGUUGCCCACGAAGUCACCAUUGAAGCACCCAGGUCGGCUGAAUGUUUGGAGACGCCGUGCCCGCUGGAGGAGGAAGAACAAAAGACAAGCAAGACAGAGGGAGCUGCUGAGAAGGCAGAAUAAUGGCUCAUGCUUCCCCCCGCUCGACCCAAUAUUUUGAAGCCUUCUCUGCUGAAUCCACAGGCCCUGUCUUUGCAAGAGGAGGGCUCUGUGGAGCAGCAGCUUAGGCAAGGAAUGUGGGAGAUCCACAGCAGUGUUGACCCCUUUCCCCGAUCCCUGCCAUGGGCCAGGAGCAGGAGCUGCCUGGUGUGGAUGGACAGGCAAGUGGAAAAGAAGGACUGAUCAACCACAUGGAGAGAGAUAUUCUAUCUAGGAAGGAGGGAUUGAGGAUUAAAGACAGGAUAGGAUAGGUAACUUGAGUUUAUUGUACAAGCCCAAGGCCAUGACAAAAAGGUACAGACACACAGAACCGUACCCUCAAAGCAAACAGAAAGCAUGAUAACAAACAAAGAAUAGGUAGUUGUCCAUUGUACAGCCCUUAACCCUGCAACGGAGAAUGCACCUAACUCUUUAGCAGGAACGUGGGAAUCCUUUUUAGGCUUUUCCCUAAAAGCCAGCACAAUCUGUGCUCUUUGCCAUAUAGGAUCACUUUGCCUCAAUGCAGACAAACACCCUUUGCUGAGCAACAAGCCCACUGACCAACACUAGACAUGCCCUCUGUUCCUGUGGCUUCACAGGGGCAUAGGGGGCUUUCGUCCACAACUCCCCUCCCUCACAAAACAAUGUAGAGGUUGAGUCAUGAAUUGGAAAGCGUCCUCUCCCUCCGGAGCCCAGCAUUCCUGCACUGGAGCCAUCGCACACAUUACAAAGACAAAGCCACGGAGCACUGUUCCCAGAGAAGGAGGCAUGAGUCAGAGGAGAGUCCACUCCAGGAGUUGUGGAUCCAUUUUCUAGCCUUGUCCUGCCCCACUAUGCGCAGCUCCACCUUUCACAUUCAGUAAUGGCAGGGCAGUUUGGAGAGAGUUUCACUCUGGCGGUGGAUCGCUGCCCUGCUGGUUUGAAUCCCAACCUCAGCUGCUGGACUGUGGAGGGAGGGAUGGGGUAAGAGGGAUGCAUGCCCAGGCCAGCUGCAUGUUUUAUGAAGAUGCUAUUUUAAUACAGAAACCUCCCAGCUGCCCCUCCCCGGUGCUGUCAUUCCCUCUCCCGGGGCAGCUCUGGGAAAUAAAAUAAACAGGGUCUUUCUCUGGUUA
Anolis sagrei ordinatus is the source of this 2482-nucleotide messenger RNA. Its product is annotated as caM kinase-like vesicle-associated protein. Gene Ontology annotation, cellular component: intracellular anatomical structure. Gene Ontology annotation, molecular function: ATP binding; calmodulin binding; calcium/calmodulin-dependent protein kinase activity. The record is from RefSeq and is a predicted model, not a curated record. Gene Ontology annotation, biological process: peptidyl-serine phosphorylation. NCBI's taxonomy places the organism in Eukaryota, Metazoa, Chordata, Lepidosauria, Squamata, Anolidae.